AUGAAUUCCCCGUCCGACGCGGUGGUCCCUGCGGGUAAUUACGACGCCUAUUAUGCCUCCAUGCUGCCUGCGAUGUAUUGCAGAGUUGCGAUCGCUUCAUUGGUCCUGUACGACUGGAUGAUCACCCUUCCUCGUGAGGUGCAAUUGUUCUGGACGGGAAAAUCCAGCAUUCUGUCUGUUUGUCUGUUCAUAUUGAACCGGUACCUAACCGUUAUCUGGUGGAUCCUCGACAUGAUCAAAACCGCCCCCUUGUUUGACAAAAAGUCUGUCUGCCAUCGAAUGGCCUUGGCCUCCCUUAUCGUCUAUUCGUUUGUGCUGAUUCCAACCGCACUCUUCUCGUCAUUGCGGGCAUACGCUCUAUCUCGCCAAUGGAAGCUCGCAUUGGCCAUCUUCGUCCUCGCGAUUGUUCCAGUUGCAACUCAUGUGGUAUACCCCUCAUUGCUGACUAUGUUCCCAUAUGGUCCAUUCGGCAUCGUGGACCCGAAGUUGGGAUGCCUUUGUACUGGUACCCUCCCGUCUGCUCUCGACCAUGGCCGGGUUUCGGCCAUCCUGGUCGAUGCAGUGCUCGUGGCUAUCACCGGCGAACUCCUGCCAGUGUCCGCACAAUCAGUGCGAGAUCUCCUCAAGCUCUGGAACAGUACAGGUCUGAUGGGCGUCAUGUUGCGUGACGGAAUGCGCUACUUCGUUGUGCUGCUCUUGAUAAACACCCUACAUCUAACUUUCACAGAGCUCUCUAUUGUCACGGCUAGCGGGAGUACCAGUGUGAUUUCCCUCUUCACAACAGCGAUCUCGUCCAUACUCGUAUCCCACUUUCUCCUCGAUCUCCAAGAAGCGUACCAGAGGAAGGUUGUCUGCCUGGCGUCCAAUGACCCUCUGCGGUCUUCGCACGGCGUCAACUUGUCUUCAAUUGCAUGUGAACCCGUUCUCGGCUCGCUAGGCGCGACCAUUGAUCCUGCCGACUGGGAAUUCCCGGAACUCUAUGCUGGCGGGGAUAAUCCACUGGCCGAGGACCCCUUGCCGACCGAAGGGAGCCAUCCACAGUGCUCACUCGUCGAGGACAGGGUGUCAGUUGCAGCGGGUGGAGGAAUAGCGAUUUCCGGAGAGCAUGUUGGAAGAGCGGUCCAGAUCUGA
Messenger RNA from Dichomitus squalens LYAD-421 SS1, 1131 nucleotides. RefSeq lists its product as uncharacterized. Lineage: Eukaryota; Fungi; Basidiomycota; Agaricomycetes; Polyporales; Polyporaceae. The record is from RefSeq and is a predicted model, not a curated record. The coding region runs from base 1 to 1131 and encodes 376 amino acids. The transcript is spliced from 12 exons.